CAAGAUAUUUGAUUGAAAAAUUCUGCGGGCACACUGACUCCAAUCCAAAUGAACUCUUACGCACAUAAACAUACAGCCACAUCCACAUAGUAGCACACAGAAACAGUACCAAACUGAGACUGAAACAGAAUAAACGCAAAAACACCGACAACGAGACGACCACGACCCUUUCCACAAUCAAAAUGGCCAAAAUGUACGGAAAGGGUAAGACGGCCAUAGAGUCCGAAGAGCAGCAGAAACGACGAUGGCAAAUAGAACUCGAGUUUGUGCAGUGCCUCUCCAAUCCAAAUUAUCUCAACUUCCUGGCCCAACGUGGCUACUUCAAGGACCAAUCGUUCAUCAACUAUCUAAAGUACUUGCAGUACUGGAAGGAGCCGGACUAUGCCAAAUACCUCAUGUACCCGAUGUGUCUGUACUUCCUGGACCUCCUGCAGUACGAACACUUUCGCCGCGAGAUUGUCAACUCGCAGUGCUGCAAGUUCAUCGAUGAGCAGGCCAUACUGCAGUGGCAGCACUACACCAGGAAGCGUAUCAAGCUCAUGGAGAGUGCCACGGCAGUGCAACAGCAGCAACAACAGCAGCAGCAGCAACAACUACAACAAAGCAAUGGUGGCGAUGCCGCCACAGCUGGCGAGGCGGCAGCCACGGGCGGUAUGAUGGCCACAGCGAAUGGCAAUGGCACGGCAUCCGCCGCAGAGGCCCAGCCUUCGGGAGCCUCCGUGCAGCGAGGGGGAGCGGAGCCUGGCCAGCCACAGGCAGUGAUUCCACAACAGCAACAGCAACAAAUCAAUGGCUUGGCCACAGCGCCUAACAUCAAAUUAGAUUUAAACUAACGAUGGCAAUUGAAAGUUAACAAAAUAAAUUAGUUCUAAGUCGUCUAA
Drosophila guanche is the source of this 881-nucleotide messenger RNA. RefSeq names its product mediator of RNA polymerase II transcription subunit 31 (gene MED31). Gene Ontology annotation, molecular function: transcription coregulator activity. Bases 183 to 833 code for a protein of 216 amino acids. The record is from RefSeq and is a predicted model, not a curated record. NCBI's taxonomy places the organism in Eukaryota, Metazoa, Arthropoda, Insecta, Diptera, Drosophilidae. Gene Ontology annotation, biological process: regulation of transcription by RNA polymerase II. Gene Ontology annotation, cellular component: core mediator complex; mediator complex. The transcript is spliced from 4 exons.